UAGAUUUUUGUUGGUUGGUUAAUUAAUUGUUGUCGUUUCGUUUUUGAAGUCAACGGUUAGGGUUGUGUUUGGCUUUGAUUUGGAGAAUGUGCUGUGUAUCUCAGCUAUGCUGUUUGGUGUUUCAGAUGUUUGUGUAGGCAGUGUGUGAAGGGUUGCUUCUGAGAAUGGCUGAUAUAGCAGGUCUGGUUGAGGCUGCCGGGACAAGAUUUAGUUCAUUGGAGCUCAUUGGACAAGGAUCGUUCGGCGACGUCUAUAAAGGGUUUGACAAGGAGCUCAACAAAGAAGUCGCUAUCAAAGUAAUCGAUUUGGAAGAAUCGGAAGUAGCAGACGUGUAGCAAACCAAGUGGGCCCCAUUUUUGGUCAAGUGUUUAAGUUGUAGAUUUUGUCUCUUCAUAGAAUGUUGUGAUUCUAAUCUUCAUUUUGUUACCUUGUUGAACUCAUAAUUCUUAUGCAAAUGUUGCUAUGACUUUCCUUUUCUUUCUUUUUCCUAAUCUGCAGAGAGGAUGAAAUUGAGGACAUUCAGAAGGAAAUUUCUGUUCUGUCACAAUGUCGAUCUCCAUACAUUACUGAGUAUUAUGGUUCCUUUCUCAAUCAAACUAAGCUUUGGAUAAUAAUGGAAUACAUGGCUGGAGGCUCUGUUGCUGAUCUACUCCAGUCAGGUCCUCCACUUGAUGAAAUGUCAAUUGCUUGCAUUCUGCGUGAUUUGCUUCAUGCAAUUGAUUACCUACAUAGUGAAGGAAAAAUUCACAGGGACAUUAAAGAAUUUGCAUAUCAAUUUUGCAGCUGCAAACAUUUUAUUGACUGAGAAUGGUGAUGUAAAGGUUGCAGAUUUUGGUGUUUCUGCACAGUUAACAAGGACUAUAUCAAGGAGAAAGACAUUUGUAGGAACACCAUUCUGGAUGGCACCUGAGGUUAUUCAAAAUUCAGAAGGAUAUAAUGAGAAGGCAGAUAUCUGGUCUCUGGGGAUUACUGCAAUUGAAAUGGCAAAAGGAGAGCCUCCACUUGCUGAUCUUCAUCCAAUGAGAGUGCUUUUCAUAAUACCCCGAGAGAAUCCACCUCAGCUGGAUGAACAUUUUUCUCGUUCCAUGAAAGAAUUUGUUUCACUGUGUUUGAAGAAGGUUCCUGCUGAGAGGCCAAGUGCUAAGGAACUUCUCAAAAACCGUUUCAUUCGGAAUGCAAGGAAGAGUCCAAAGCUUUCAGAGAGAAUCAGGGAGCGUCCGAAGUACCAAAUAAAGGAAGAUCAGGUGGCACCUAGAAAUGCCCCAAGAGGAAUGGGGGAGGCAUCUGAUACCAUUAAGGUGGCAAGAGAUUUAAGGGGUGAAGAUACUAAUCAGCCUAGUGGUCAGGGUAAAACCCUUAGAAGUUCUGGGUGGGACUUCAGCAUUGGUGGACCACAGGGUACUGGAACCAUUCGUAAUGUGUCACGGCCACCUCAGUUUAGAGAUAAGAAAACUGAAUUUUCAAAUCAUCAGUUUAACCAAAGAAAAACUCCAGAGGGUGCCUAUCAAGGGGGAUCUGCCAGGAGAAGUGCACCUAAUGAGUCACUAGAAAGUUCUUUAGGAAAAGAUCUUGGAGUUCCCUACCAUGACGAGUAUCCAGAUAAUCACCUUGAAGAUGAUGAAUUGUCUGGGAAUGGAUCAGGAACUGUUGUUGUUAGGUCUCCAAAACGGUCACAGCCAUCGCUGUUUCGUGAUCAAAGUUCCCAGUCCAGCAGCGGCUAUUUUUCUUUUGAUGAUGCUUCUACUAGUGGAACUGUUGUUUUGCGCAGCCAGCAUGAUGAUUCUGAUUCUCCCCAGACACCAAGGUCAAGACUGGGGCUUAAUAGCAGAAAUUUAAGUGCCUCCUCGGAAGAUAGUGCUACAAAUCUUGCUGAGGCAAAGGCUGCUAUACAAGGAGGAUUAAGGAAAGGGAAUGCACGAGAGAGAUUUUCCCUGGGAAAACUGAACAAUGAUGUACAAGAAAGCAGGAGAGAUCAAAUGUCAAGCGGCUCUGAUUCUUCCAGACCAUCCCGUGAAUACAUUGAUGCACCAAAGGGAAUAUCAAGAUCACAUUAUGCUAGUGAUGAUAAAGAAAGUGCCAAAAUAAUCUCAUCCUCUGUGCCAUUGUCAGUUUUGCUUAUUCCUUCAUUAAAAGAGAGUAUUGCUGAUGAUCCAGAAGGGUCAAUUGUAGAAGAUGUUAUCAAUACUCUUGUAAACAUGGAAAGGACAAAGCCUAAAUCCUGUGAUGUUCUUGUCAAGAAGUUGCUUCAGCGGUUGGCUAGUUCAAAGGAAUCUUCAUUGAAGGACCUGCAAGAACUGGCUGGCCAAAUAUUCUGCAAGACCAAGCCAGCUGAAGAAACCCGAAAUGCAGAGCCUGAUACCAAGAAGAAACAGCAAAACAAGGAAGUUCAUUCAAAUAGCAACUUAAGCCCUCUUGCUAGAUUUCUUCUCUCAAGAUGGCAAGGCCAAACCUCACGGGAUCUAAAUCCAGCUUGAGCGGAAUGAGAAGUUGAUUUUUGUGUGGUGGUUUUGUUUAUACAUUUAUUCUGAUUAAAUGUACAUAUAUUGUUAUUAGUAUUAUUUUUUUCGUUAUUUUUCUUCUUAUAGGGAUAGUAUGAUCAUUGUUGUAUAAUUACGGGGUUUGGUGAGUUACAUCAAAAUUGUACUAUAAUACAUUGAUUCCUAUUUACUUAUAAUUGUAUCUUUGCAUUCU
This is a messenger RNA of Abrus precatorius (Indian licorice), 2691 nucleotides long. Its product is annotated as germinal center kinase 1-like. The record is from RefSeq and is a predicted model, not a curated record. Gene Ontology annotation, biological process: protein phosphorylation. The coding region runs from base 672 to 2474 and encodes 600 amino acids. Gene Ontology annotation, molecular function: ATP binding; protein kinase activity. The transcript is spliced from 20 exons. NCBI's taxonomy places the organism in Eukaryota, Viridiplantae, Streptophyta, Magnoliopsida, Fabales, Fabaceae.